Molecule: messenger RNA, 726 nt
Organism: Erythranthe guttata (spotted monkey flower)
Lineage: Eukaryota; Viridiplantae; Streptophyta; Magnoliopsida; Lamiales; Phrymaceae
Source: RefSeq, a predicted model, not a curated record
AUGCCGACCAUGAUUCGUUGCCGAAAGAUAUCGGCCUGCAGAACAAUCGAAACUAAGUUCAUCCCGACCCCUAACUCCGAAGAAGAUGAAUCGAAUAUCGAAAUCAACUUCACUUUUUCUUUGACCGUGAUAUAUUUCCGGUGGGCCGUACGCGAAGGAGAGGAGCCACGAUUUUUGGGACGAUCGAUCGAACUCGGAAAAGAAUACCACCUCCGCUUGAGUAGCCGCCAACUGUCGUGCGAUUUCGAAGAAGCGCGGAUACUCGCGGAGGAAGAACCCAAAGCGAUGCCGAUGAGUUCCGCACGCAGUAAGCAGAUCGCGGGGUACGCUUUGGGCAAAGCAUGCACGUGGAUAGCGACGGAGGCCGCGGCCGAUCGGACGGCCCACGGUGUUUUGAAUCUUCACAUCGAGGCCACAUUGUAUCAUGUCCAUCUCGAUGGAAUUGUUAGUAAUUACGACGAUUACUCUCCUCUUCGUAUGGUUCCAACUGCCGAUUCGUCGAUCGCGGAGCUCAAAGAGGUGGGGCCCGCCGAUUCUCGCCGGAGUAUGCUUCUUGCGGAUCGUUGCUCGGUUUGCUUGGAAGACUACUUUUCCGGCGGCGGCGGCGAAGAAGUGUUAUUAUUAUCGAUGCCGUGUUCGCAUGUAUUUCACGGCGAUUGUAUCAAAAAGUGGUUGAGGACUAGUCAUUAUUGCCCGCUUUGUCGAUUCGAGAUGCCGACUAAUUAA